CGAACCAGCGCGAACACCACGCGGCAUCACAGCGCACCUCCCGCACGCGGACACGACACGACACGACACGACACGCCGCCGCGCUCACGUUGCAUCUUAAACCGGAAGCGGCAAGCGAUUGUAUGGCCCGUCACGUGAUAGUCCGAUUCCGGUUUUCACCUGGGAAAAGAGAAUACAAACUUAGCUUGGUAGGGGUUUCGAGCUGUGCGGAGUUAGUAGAUUUAGCUUACAUUUGGUGAAACAAUAAUCAAAAUAUAUCUUGUAUACACACAAAUAAAUUGAUAACCGUACGUUAUGCAUACGUGCGUGAGGGAAUUCUCGUCUUACGUCGUGAGGAGUACUAGACUCUAGCCCAGACCAGACGGUUGCACCGUUGCUAAGCUAACUUUAGCUAUCUGGCGGCCAUGCUAAUGUAACAUGUGUGACUGCUUAUAGUUCCGUUAAGCCUGCCUGGCCUCGUUUAAAACCCGCAGUCCGGCCGUGGCGUGCGAGCGCGAUGGCUCCUAUGGGCAUCCGGCUGUCCCCGCUCGGCGUCGCCGUCUUCUGCCUGCUCGGCCUCGGCGUGCUCUACCACCUGUACGCCGGCGUUCUCUCCAACAAGGUGGCGGCCUUCCGCCGGGGCCGAAGCGUGGACCUGCGGGAGCUGCUGGCGCUGUGCGUGGAGGCGGCCGUGCAGGGCGGCCGGGAGGCGAAGCGCGCCCACGAUGGGGGCGUCCUGAGCAGCAAGGCCAAGGGGAAGACGAGGGAGGGGGCCGAGGAGAUGCUCACCCUCGGGGACCUCAACUCGCACAGGAGGAUGUACUACCUGAUCAAGAACCGCUUCCCGCACGUGCAGGUGAUCUCCGAGGAGAGGGAUUACAGCACCAAGGCCAGCGAUGCAGAAUGGAACUCUGUGAUUCCUGAUGAGAUACUACAGAAGGUCCAAAGCCAGGUGGUGCCUGCAGAGGCUGUCACCGUGUGGAUCGACCCCCUGGAUGCCACACAGGAGUACACGGAAAAUCUUCUUCAGUAUGUCACGACAAUGGCUUGUGUUGCUGUGAAUGGCAAGCCUUUCAUAGGAGUCAUCCACAAACCUUUUACAGGGUACACAGCUUGGGCUAUGGUGGAUUCAGGUUCCAAUGUGUUGCCUCGCUCAUCAUACAACGCCAAGUCCCCAAGCGUUAUUGUCUCGCGCUCUCAUGCAGGGAAAGUCAAAGGCUACAUUGAUUCAGCAUUUGGAAACAACACUGUCAUCAUUCAGGCUGGUGGAGCAGGCUAUAAGGUUCUAUCUUUGCUGAACCCCACAGACGAGAAAUACGACAAGGCCGACAUCUACAUUCACAUCACGUACAUCAAGAAGUGGGACAUCUGUGCUGGUAAUGCCAUCCUAAAGGCCCUGGGGGGCCACAUGACAACCUUGAGGGGGGAGGAGAUAGACUACACGGGCUCUGAGUCCAAUGAGGGUGGCCUUCUAGCCACUGUGAAACUGAACCACAAGGAGCUGCUGGAGAAGCUUCCGAACCUGGACCAGAUAAGAAGCAGAUAAAGUUGCAAAAGGGUUUUUGGGUUGAAUCACAAGGCCAUCGUGCUUUACAUUGAAAAGUCCAAAAUACAACAGAAGUUACAUGAGAGGUCUAUAACAUGAUGAAUCAAGUGUCCUCACAUUUCAUACAGCACUCAAUGUUAGUGGGCCUUCCUCGGCAUGGGACAUUGGACAGUUUGGGCCUCUUGAUGGUGAGAAGUCACUCCUCAGAGAUGAGCUAAGCACAGACUUUGUUGACGAUAACACACUGCCUGUGUUGUGAUCUUUUAUGAUUUAGACUGCUGUAGCGUGAACUGAAACAGUUACUUUUUUAACACUUGCUCCAGAGGAAAUGAUGGUGGAAGCUGUGAAACUGGCAUCCCUUUUCAUCAGCAGUUUGACAUUUCCAAGUACACUGAGGAAUCAUCUCAGAGCUGUUGGACACACAGCUAAGCACAUGGGUAUAGUUUGCACUGCUUGUAGCACACAAAGAAAAUAGACAUUUCUUGAAAGGAAGUUUUCAAACUGGCAAUAAAUGCUCUCCUUGCUAAUGAAUGGGCAAAAUGGGCCCUGAGAAGCAUCUCUGAAGGACUUGAAGUUUCAGCUGAUGCUAUGGUAUAAAUGGAAUGAUUUCUGUUGGAAUUAAUUUGCUCAGGUAGUAUUAUGGUCAAACUUACUGACUGACCUUUUGGACAGCAUGCUAGUGAAGUAUAAAAUUUACCAAGGGAUAAAGUUAAAGCAUGGUUACUGAGCUACGCUUGCCUUGGGGAAUCUGGGGGAAAUAAGAGAAUUCAAAUUGUAUUACAAGGGGACAUAGAUAUCAUUUCAGAUUAAAAGUAUAAAUUACACUUCAUUCAAAGUUAAAUAUUUAUAAAUAGAUGGGAAGUUACAGUAGUAUAUGUAAUCUUGUUUGACUCCAGUUUUUUGUAAAAAGAAAAAAGAUAUUUAAUGUUAUUGUAUAUGCAUACAUAUAGUAAUGUUUUAUUUGCUAUGGUGGAAAGUGAACAUUUAAUGUGUACCUAAAUGAAGUUGAGGCUUGAUACUGUAAGACACAUUCAGAGACUUCCAAUAAUGCAUGUUCACUGUGAAAAAUUAUGUACUUUAUCUGCAUUUCGGAAGAGAUAUUUUUGUAUAGGUCUGCAGUGUGAUUACUUUGCUCAUAUGGGUAUCAGUCUUCUGUGCCUAUUUUUGUGGUUUAAAUUGCAGGCUGCAUGAAAACCUGUCUAUUUUUUGAAGGAUUGUGUGUUACUGGAAGUACUUAGCCUUUGCAGUUAUUUUCAAACUGCAUGAUUUUUUUUUUUUUUUUU
Messenger RNA from Scleropages formosus (Asian bonytongue), 2808 nucleotides. Its product is annotated as inositol monophosphatase 3-like. Gene Ontology annotation, molecular function: 3'-nucleotidase activity. Gene Ontology annotation, cellular component: endomembrane system. The transcript has 5 exons. Bases 497 to 1525 code for a protein of 342 amino acids. Gene Ontology annotation, biological process: phosphatidylinositol phosphate biosynthetic process. Lineage: Eukaryota; Metazoa; Chordata; Actinopteri; Osteoglossiformes; Osteoglossidae. The record is from RefSeq and is a predicted model, not a curated record.